Phasianus colchicus (ring-necked pheasant) is the source of this 7604-nucleotide messenger RNA. The record is from RefSeq and is a predicted model, not a curated record. NCBI's taxonomy places the organism in Eukaryota, Metazoa, Chordata, Aves, Galliformes, Phasianidae.
GGAAUGCUGGGUUUGCCCUGACGUUGCAUGCAGUGCCUGGGUUGCACGCUGUCAUCCCUAAACCCUGGGAUUCUCUUCGUUCCCACACUGUCGGGAAAGUCGCUCAGAGGGGCAGUGGGCAGAGGGUGACCUCAGCACAGAUCCCCAUUUCUGAAUUUUCCUAAUUUUUGGGGCUCCUCGCUUUAUUCUCACUUUGGGCAGAGUGAUCUCAGCCCCUCUAUCUAUGCAGUGCUUGGCUGUGGUGCUCGUUUGUAGUGGGAGUAUUGGGGUGGGCUCUGCCAGCAGGCAGUAAUAGCAGUGCGCAGGGCCAGCAGUUGCCAUAUCCAUCUCAUGUUGAGGGUCAGCAUUAAUGUAUCACACCCAUUUAUCUCCUGCUCUUUUGGUGCUGGUCUUUCAAAGCCUUGAUUUCUGGCACCAGAACAAACACAGUUUGCUUUGUUCAGAACUUUCCAUGCGUUGUGAAGGAGCAGCCCAGGGAAGGGAAUGUCCUCCCCAGGUGCGUUCCUGAGCUCAAAGCUUCCAGAAAGCAAAUCCUGCAGCCACAAAGGGGUGUUGUUCAGCUCCUGGUCUGUAAAUCAGCCCUAUUGUUUUAGAGACCCGACCCGAGGGGAUUUGGGUCAGUGUUAUUUUGGUUAAAGAAUGCUGGAUUCGGUGCGUUCCCAGGAACAGCCCGAGGCUGGGAUGUGCUGAGCCAGCUGUAUGGAUGCGCUCAUCCCUGGGAGAGUCUGAGUUUGUAGGGCUUCACUUUUGGGGCUGUGCAUUUAACCCAUCCCAUAACCAGCCCGGGGCAUCUCCUCUGCAGGAAGAUGUUGGUAAAUAAGGAAAUAUUCCAAGAAAUGACAUAGCCCUGGAUGGAGUGAGCAGGAGCGGCCAAAAAAAGCUAAGCUCCCUAUUGCUUAGUCAAGCAGAAAACCCAGGGAUGAUGUCAAAACAGCUUGUAUCUUUACCAAGUUUUCUAAAGCAUCCUUAUCAAGAUUUCUGCAUAUUAGCAGGGGGAAAAGCUGGCUCACACAGCACAUGGGGUGUAGGCUGAGGUCUGAGUAAUUUUUCCCAGCCAGGAAAGAGGGAUGCUCAGCCACAGACAUGGGUUGGGACAUUCCAAGUGCAUCACUUGGAGUGUGCUGUCUGAACACUCCUUGAACCCGACAGUGCUUCCCAUACUGCUCAUGUCAGCACCCCAUGUUCCAUGUGUUGGGAUUUCUUUUUUUUUUAUUUGAAGGCCUGAGUAAUUAGGAGCAGCUCGUUAUAGGAGGCCAGCUGUUUUUGUAGUAAUGAAAAUAAAUAAAUGCUGCUUUUGUGCUUUGGUUGGUUCGCUUUUGUGGCUGGAAAAGAGAAAAGAAAAAAAAAAAAAAAAAACCAAGACCUAAAGUGAAUGGGAAAAAAAAAUAAAUCAGAUGCACAGAGUUUAUUAGUUUAGGCUUUGCUGGAAUCUCGUUAACCUGCUCACAGUCAGACAGCACUGAGGGCUGAGAGCAGGCUAUGCUCAGCCUUCAGCAUCACCUGCUCUCCUCCAGCCCAGUUUUGUGCCCACAACACAACAGCAUCUUUGCUCCUUGGUGCAUCCCUCUCUGACCAGCCAUGCAAACAAAGCUGUAGGUGACAAAAUAGGGGUAUUUCCCAAGGCAGGAGGUGAGGCUGGCCACAAUCCCCUUCAUGUUCACAUGGUGAUAAGGGCCCUGUGUUAAGCACUGCUGGCGCCCGGGGGAUUUGGGCUCCUUCCAGUGGGUCAGAGCUGCAUACAGUUGUGUGUUGAGAACACCAAGAAUGGCUCAAAACAGUGCUGGAGGAUGGGGAAAAGCCCUGCAUCCUCAGACAUGUACCCAAUUUGUGGUCCUGUGUGCCAAAAUCAGGCAGAAAAUGGGAUCCCCAGCAUGGAGGGAGGGUCCUGGGCACCUCUCUUCCAUUCCAAGCAAGGGGACACAGUGCUGCUCUGUGAUGUUAGUGAGGCACAGGGCUCCCCUGCGUUUUGCAGUUCAAAAGCUGCUCCCAACUUUGGGCACACAGCCCCAAGGCUCCCAAAGAGGCUUUAUCAUUGUGAUAAGCUGCAGCUGGGGAUUUUGAUGUAUGCUGAGAGCUCCGGGUGUGGAUACAACCCCAAAACUGAGGGAACAUGAAAUGCUACAGGGCCAUGUGUCUAAGCAUGGUGGCAUUCUCUGUGUCCCAGCAUUGGCCUGUGCCACCACGUUCAUGCAGGAACAUGCAUCCACACUGCACAAUACUCUGCAUGCCAGAGGGCGCAGACAGCUGUAGCUGUAGCUGUGGCUCUACCCAAAGGCCAAACCUCACUGUUCUGCUGUUUCCUCUUUGUUUCACAAUGUAUUUCCUCCCACUUUUGCAGAAAAAAUUGUGGCUGCAAAGGGAGGGCCCUGGGCAGGGAAUAAGGGAGCAUGGGGGGUUUGCAGCAACUCCACACCGGUACCAGGAGAUCCCAGGACUGCAAUGGGGGGCACACAGCAUCCACAGGGCCCAGCUGCCCCAGGGAUGCUGGGGACCACUGUGCCUCAAGAGGAAGGAAGAGCUGAAGGUGAUGACUCUAUGGCCACCUCCCCAUCCCCCUCAUUGCAUCAGCUGUCGGAACCAGACAGCCAUACAGUUCCCAUCUCUGCCCUUCCUGCCCCAGUGGGUGCUGGUGGUUUUGGGGCCCCGUGAAUGGAUGUGAUGUCCUCCAACUGAGGUGUGUGUCUCCCAACAUCCUCACUGCCAGUUCCACUGGUGGAAUCCCAGUUUUACCCAGAGCAGUAUCACAAGCAGCUGUCAGCUUCAUUUUGGACAGGAACCACUUCUCUCCCCAAGACUGGGGCAGGUGGGACAAUUUGCUGGACUCAGAGCUCACCACAGCCCCAAAAUGCCCACAGAGAGGCACCAGAGAUGAUGUCUCCCAGGGCUACAGUGUCAAGGGCACUGUAAGGAGCUGGCACUGGGGUGGCAGGUGGGAGAUGUCAGCAGGAUGGAGCCCAGCUGGUGCUGGGCUGGGGGAAGUGAUUAUUGAAGAAGUAAGGAGGGAAAAAUUGGAUUUGAGGGCUGGGAAGGGGAUGAGGGUAUGCAGGGUGGGAGGUGGAGCUUUGCUGGCUGAGCACACAGGGCUGGGUGAUGGUGAUGGUGAUGGUGAUGGUGAUGGUGAUGGUGAUGGUGAUGAGCAGGCAGUCACAGCUCUCUGUUUUGGUGUUCCAAGGGAGUAACAUCUGUACUACCCGAGGGGUGAACUCCUGCAAGCAGUGCCUGGCUGUCAGCCCACUCUGUGCAUGGUGCUCUGCAGAGGUGGUGGCACAGUCAUCCCCACGUUGCGACCUGCUCACCAACCUCCUGCAGAACGGCUGUGCAAUGGACUUCAUCGAGUUCCCCAGGAGCAGUGUUACAGUCCUGGAGGAGCGGCCGCUCAGUGAUAAGGGCUCAGGGGGGUCCACCACCACCCAAAUGAGCCCCCAGAGGAUCCAGCUAAACCUGCGGCCAGAUGACUCCCAAAUAUUCCGUGUCCAAGUGCGCCAAGUAGAAGAUUAUCCCGUGGACAUCUACUACCUGAUGGAUCUGUCCAACUCCAUGAAGGAUGAUCUGAGGAACAUCCAGAACCUGGGUACCAAGCUGGCCAGUGAGAUGCGCAAGCUCACCAGCAACCUUCGCAUCGGCUUUGGGGCCUUUGUGGACAAGCCCAUUUCACCCUACAUGUACAUCUCUCCUCCAGAAGCCAUCAGGAACCCUUGUUAUGAGAUCGGGGAAACGUGCUUGCCCAUGUUUGGAUACAAACAUGUCCUGUCGCUCACAGACGAGGUGAUGCGCUUCAACGAGGAGGUGAAGAAGCAGAGCGUCUCAAGGAACAGGGAUGCACCUGAGGGUGGCUUCGAUGCCAUCAUCCAGGCCACCGUGUGUGAUGAGAAAAUUGGCUGGAGGAACGACGCGUCCCACCUGCUUGUCUUCACCACGGAUGCCAAGACGCACAUCGCAUUGGAUGGCAGGCUGGCUGGUAUCGUGCAGCCCAACGAUGCCCGGUGCCACAUUGACAAGGAUAACUUCUACUCAGCUUCUACCACGCUGGACUAUCCCUCUCUGGGCCUGAUGACAGAGAAGCUCUCACAGAAGAACAUCAAUUUGAUCUUUGCUGUGACGGAUACGGUUGUUGGUCUCUACCAGAACUACAGUGAGCUGAUCCCAGGCACAACUGUGGGCACGUUGUCCAGAGAUUCCAGCAAUGUCUUGCAGCUCAUUGUGGACGCCUAUGGGAAAAUCCGCUCCAAGGUGGAGCUGGAGGUGCGCGACCUUCCUGAAGAGCUGUCCCUGUCCUUCAAUGCCACCUGCCUCAACAACGAGGUCAUCGCUGGGCUCAAGUCCUGCAUGGGGCUCAAGAUUGGGGACACGGUGAGCUUCAGCAUCGAGGCCAAGGUACGAGGCUGCCCACAGGAGCGUCAGAAAUCCUUCACCAUCAAACCCGUGGGCUUCAAGGACAGCCUGACCGUGGUGGUGAACUUCGACUGCAACUGUUCCUGCGAGAGCCAGGCCGAGGCCAACAGCUCCUUCUGCAGCAAAGGCAAUGGCAGCCUGGAGUGCGGGGUGUGCCGCUGCAACCCGGGGCGUCUGGGCUCACACUGUGAGUGCUCGGAGGAAGAGUACAACCCUUCACAGCAGGACAACUGCAGCCCUCAGCCAGGACAGCCCCUCUGCAGCCAGCGUGGAGAGUGCAUCUGUGGGCAGUGUGUGUGUCACAGCAGUGACUUUGGCAAGGUGACGGGCAAGUACUGUGAGUGCGAUGACUUCUCCUGCGUCCGCUUCAAGGGUCAGAUGUGUUCAGGGCACGGGAAGUGCAGCUGUGGGGACUGCCUGUGUGACUCAGACUGGACUGGUGACUACUGCAACUGCACCACACGCACUGAUACGUGUAUGUCCAGCAAUGGGCUGGUGUGCAGCGGCCACGGCACCUGCAUCUGUGGCAAGUGUGACUGCACCCAGCCUGGCUCCUAUGGGAAUACCUGCGAGAAGUGUCCCACAUGCCCAGAUGCCUGCACCAUCAAAAAGGAAUGCGUGGAGUGCAAGAAGUAUGAGCGGGGCACACUGGUGGAGCAGCAGUCCUGUGGCCGCGUGUGCCGUGAUGAGAUUGAGACAGUGCAGGAGCUGGGUGACAGGGGCAAGGAUGCUGUGAACUGCACCUACAAGGAUGAGAAUGACUGCGUGGUGCGCUUCCAGUACUACGAGGACUCCAGUGGCAAAUCUGUCCUCUAUGUCAUAGAGGAGCCAGAGUGCCCGAAGGGGCCAGACAUCCUGGUGGUGCUGCUCUCAGUGACGGGUGCCAUCCUGCUCAUCGGCCUGGCUGCCCUGCUCAUCUGGAAACUCCUCAUCACCAUCCACGACCGCCGGGAGUUCGCCCGCUUCGAAGAGGAGAAGGCCAGGGCCAAGUGGGACACGGGCAACAACCCAUUAUACAAAGAGGCAACCUCAACCUUCACCAACAUCACGUACCGUGGGAACAUGUAGGAUGCUGCACCCGGCUGCAGGAUCAGCCCAGGACUGUGGGAUCUCCUGGAAUCCAGUUUACAGAAAAGCUUGUGUGUGUGUCUGCGUGUAAUUUAACAACCCUUUGGCUGUCUUCAGCCCCGCUGUCCGUCACCUCACUGUACUGCAGGGAUGUGCUUCCAUAGCAAACCUCUCGUCCUUACCUCGGUGGGCCAGCGGCCCCUCCAUACACUGAACGUGGUGACAUGGGACAAUUCUGCCUUGGAGAGACUGUGAACUGCAAGGUGCUCAUUUGGCCAUGGGGAUUUGGGUAGAACCCAAGGCUGUGAGCUGUGUUCUCCUGCAUGGCCUGUGCUGGAGCAACACGAUGAACAGCUGCAGCCCCCGUGUUGCCUUGUGGGCUGAGGACACACGAGCAAACUGGGACCACCCCCACCUUUCUGACAUUGCUGUGGUCUGGGACAGUGCAAAGCAAUGUCUGAGUUCUGUGUGACCUCCUCCUUCCCUCUAUGUGCCACCAGCAGCCACUUUCAUGUAGCACCAGCUGUGCUGGUCCCAGUGUCUCCCACCACCAUCCCCCUUCACAUAUGGAUGUGUUGUAUCCCUUGAGCCUGGCUCUCUGGGCAACAACCUCCCAGCCUUUCUCUGUGUGUUUGAGCUGUGUCACGGUACUGUGCUUGGUUUUCUGUGUGGCUCAGGGUCCAGAAGAGCUGGCAGGGGUCAGGUUGUAUCCUGCUGCCUUCAAUUGUGUAUCUCCCAUGGUUUUGUCCCCUGUGGAAAAAAAUAUCCUGGUGACAGAGAUGGGUCAGCUGCUGUGGUGCCUUCCCCAUGCAGGUCCUGGUGGCUCUGUUCCUGUUGGUUCUACCAAAAAGCAAUGGAGAUCCUGUGCCCCAUGCCCACCUCUAGUGCCCAAGAUUGUCCUGCAGGUGGUGGCUGUGUCCCCUGCCUGUUCCCAGCAGAGUGGGAACGGGCAGCAUAAAGGAUGGUGCUGAGUGGCAGCUGGGGCUGAGCCCUUGGGUGGGAAGAGAUUCGCUGCUCCUGUGGGCACUUCCCAGGGCACCAAAUAAAAAACCUCAAACACUCAAUGGUGUCAGCAUCCAGUGCUUGCCCAAGCCAGCAUGGCUCAGUCUGGGGGAAGCAGAUGGAUGGAUGUGUGACGCUCUCCCUCUCUUUAGGAGGUUUUUUGGGUCACAGGGCAGCCCCAACCCUACUGCAGCCUGGAGCUCUCCUGGCAGUUUCCACUCUUCACUGCAAGGCAAGCAACUCCCAUACUUCUGCAGGUCUCUGAAAGUCCUUCGGUGCUGGAAAAGCCUCCGAAGGAGAGAAGCUGGGCUGAGACUUCUGCAGGAUCGCCGUGGGGGGCAGAUGGGGUGAAAUUCUGUUGGCUGGGAGGGGUGUGCUGCCUGGGCACCCACUCAUCAUUACUUGGCAAAGGGCUGCAGGGACACCUGGUGGCACCUUCCAAAAUAGCAUUUUAGGAGUAGAGGAGAUGCUGAAAACAUACACUGUUUGAAGAGUGCACAGUUGGACUUGUGAGGAUACUGGGGUAUCCAGACAGUGAGUCCUGUAGGGUCAUUUCAGUGGGCAGCCCCCAGCUGGAGCAGAAGGGUGAGUUUGGUUCUGACAGCUCCCCUUUGCCAUGUGGGAUAUGGGAUGCCCACACUUCACACAGUGGGGUCAAGGGGAGGCUCUGGGGCAGCACUCAAUGUCCCCAGCUGUGCUGGGUGGGGAUCAGGGCUGGGUCUUUCCAUCCAAGAGUGGCUGCAUGGGGGUCUGAUCCCACUGGCUGCUAUGGGUAUAGUGCAGGGCUCAGCAAGCAGCAGCUGGAGGGAUGGACGUUCACCUGUAGUCAGGCCCUGAAUGUUGUCCCCAUCCCUGUGCCACUCUGUCUAAUGAAGUUUUAUGGUCCCCAUUGGAACCCAGUGCUCGCUAGCACAAUGGAGCUGAGCCAGGGAAUGUCCCAGGCACUCUGUGACAUCAGGCAGAAUGGUGGCACCAGGCAGUGAGCUUAGUGACAGGUGCACGCUGCCUGGGUGUGCCUGAGGCUACCAGGGUAAUCAAUUGACCAGUGGGGUCAGCCAAGGAGGGGAGGGAGCUCCACAAGCCUCUGAAGUCUGACAGCCUUGUAGCCACCGAGCAGCAGCAGCUACCACAGCAAGGCAUGG